UAGCUAGCGCACGCCCACACAGCCACCGUGAUCUGUCUGCCUCUCCCGCGCUCCAGAGCGUGGCGUGGGCGUCUCUUGUGUCUCCCGCCGGCCACGCGAUGCCAGCCUCCGCCUCCAGCUGGUCGUGGUUCCACAGGCUGCGGAGGAAGAGGAAGACGAAGAGCAAGCGGCCGAGCGCCGCCUCCCCGGCAAGAACCUCCGCGGCCACCGACGCUGCCGCCGUCCCUGCGUCGUCGUCGUCACGACAGGCGCCUCCGGCGGUGCCCGGCGCCGGCGGCCCGUGCUGCGGCUACUGCCCGAACAGGGAGUCGUACUAUCUUCCGAGCGCGGACCGCGCGCGCCGGGGGGACAGGCAGGACAGGUUGCUUCCGUGCGUCGUCCGGAGCGAUGACGAGGUGGUGGUGGAGGAGGAGGAGGACGGUGAGGCUCUCGACGUCCGCGUCGACGUGGUCCACCGCCGCGCCGACCGGCGGGACGGCCGCGACGCGCCGCCGGCGACGCCGGAGCUCAAGCUGAGGCCCAUCGUGACGACCCGGCAUGCCGCCAGCAAGAACGAGGCGUCGGACAGCUCCAGCACCUCGGCUGCCACGACGCCAUCGACCAGGGCGCGCGGGUUCCACGUGGGACCGGCCGCCGGCAGAAGGCCUCCGUGGCGCGGCGUCGCACACGACGGCAAUGCCGUCCGGAAGGACAAUAGCCCGGCGCCGCAAGAGCCGGGGUCGUCGCGCGUGGGCAGGCCGGCGGCGAGGCAGAGGCGGCGGCGGAUGUGGCUGCGCGAGAGCGAGGUGCUGGUGAUGGAGUCGCUGGAGCCGGAGCGGGAGCUGGUCGACAGCAUGAUCGAGAUGCUGUGCACCAACGGCGUCCGGCGGCUGGAGGACCUUCAGGACCUCCUCGCCUGCUACCUGUCGCUCAACGCCGCCGAGCACCACCGCACCAUCGUCGCGCUGUUCCGCCGCGUGGUCCUCGUCUGGAUCCACCUCGGCAGCCAAAGGCUUCUGCCCGGCCAGUGAUCCGAAAUCCAUUGCUCUCAACGCGAUGCAUGCAUCAUGCAUGGAUCGAUCGAUCUUCAUGGCCACCUCCAUAGUUAAUUCCAUCGAGUGAUCGAUCACUGAUCAGCUCGUCGUCGACUCUAACAGUAUUGGUUACUGUUUGUGUUCUUGUACAUUCUUGAGAUUGCGUUGGUUGUCAGUGAGGAGUGAGAGGUUGUUGGAGGGAGAGAAUGCAAAGCGGGUGCGCAUCGCAUCCCACUUUGGCGUCAAAAGCGAGAUAGAUCUUAAGAUGAUGCCGCCUUUACAGCUCGAUUAAUUGGAGCGACAGGGAAAGCACAGCACAGCAAUGCGAUGCGGGGAAUCCCUCUGUUCAUCUCUCGUCGACGGUGGGAAUUAUUGCCAUGUGUUGAUUCGAUUCAAUGGUGAAAUCGGAAGGGCAGGCUACGGCCGCAGGUUACAGCAGCUGACAGCAAACUGAUCUGGAGGAGAAACUCACAAUUCUUUGUCAUUAAAAUCUUAAUUUGUGCCUGUAAGUUACCCGGUCCAUUAUUUGCAUCUCAAGACUCGCAUUCUCUGAAUAACACACGUCAGUUACGCAUAGUCAGGAAAUAAGUAAUCACAAGUACUCCCUCCGUUUCAUAUUGAAA
Messenger RNA from Oryza brachyantha (malo sina), 1636 nucleotides. Its product is annotated as transcription repressor OFP1-like. The transcript is spliced from 2 exons. The record is from RefSeq and is a predicted model, not a curated record. NCBI's taxonomy places the organism in Eukaryota, Viridiplantae, Streptophyta, Magnoliopsida, Poales, Poaceae. Gene Ontology annotation, biological process: negative regulation of DNA-templated transcription. The coding region runs from base 99 to 1010 and encodes 303 amino acids.